AGGAGCAGCAGCACCGCCUCCCCGCCCGGGCAGCCCCAGCCGGGCGCAGGUCCCGGGCGCGCAGAGCCGCAGCGGGGAUGGUUCCCAUCGUCCUGGAGGUGACCUGCAGCUUUGUGGCCUGGCUGUGUCUCUACAGCUGCUUGUGCCGCUGGAACAGGCAGCGUUCCUGCAAGUGGAGCUGCCGCCUGGUGACCCUCCUGCACGGGCUCAUUGUCACCUGCCUCUCUGGCUAUGUCAUGUUCCUGGAUGGCCCCUGGCCUCUGACCCACGCAGGUUCACCAAACACCCCUCUCCAGAUCCACGUGCUGUCCCUGACCUUGGGCUACUUCAUCUUUGACCUGGGCUGGUGCCUGUACUUCCAGACCGAGGGGGACCUGAUGCUGCUCCACCACACCCUGAGCAUCUGUGGCAUGAUCCUGGUGCUGGGGCUGGGCAAAUCCGCCACGGAGGUGAACGCCGUGGUGUUUGUCAGUGAAAUCACCAACCCCCUGCUCCAGACCCGCUGGUUCCUGAGGGAAAUGGGCUCCUACCACACUUCCCUGGGGAAACUGGUGGAUUUCCUCUUCGUGCUGCUCUUCCUGGUGCUGCGGAUCGGGGCGGGAGCGUGGAUCAUGUACGGCAUGGUGACAUCCCCUGAGCCCAACUGGCUCCUCAAGGCCGGGGGCCUGGCCAUGUACGUGGUGUCCUUGGGGUUCAUGGUUGAAAUUUGUCGCUUUGUGAGGAGGAAAUUGUGGGAAAAAGCACCUUCCCUGCAGGCACAGUCUCUUCAGGAGUAGGAGUGGAAACUUCUUGGCUGCUCGUUGAUGGGUUGUGGAGGAUGUUCCCCUGGGUUUGGGGCCUGCCUGCUGGAGCUUGUUCCUGUGAAAAGAGCUCCUCAAAUGACACGGAAUUGACUUUCUGCUGCCCCUGGAGGAGAUGGAUCGGUGCUAGGAACACGGAAAGCUGAGAGAAGAGGGAUUGGAGUGGAGACUGAGGAGCCUGGCACUGAUUCCCUGAGUUCUCCAGCAAUGCCAGAGAUGAUCAAUCUGCAACCAAUAAUUGCACAGUUUGUAUGUUCUGUCCUCAUUUCCAAUGCAGAGUAGAGAAAAACAUGAAAAAAUCCCAUUUUCCUGCCAGUGGGACUGGGUAAGGGGAGUGACCUGGCAAAGCCUCACCCUCCUGAAUAAUCCUGGAUUUGGACAAUGUGCUUGGCUAAAUGCUCGAGUGAAAGACUCUGAACAAGGCUGAAGUGCUUGCAGGGGUGUAGUGGAGUUGUCCUUUGAGUGUGAAGUGAUGGUACUCAAGGUGAGGCAAUGUUUUACCUCCUUGUUUUUAAUGACACAUUUCCUUUACUCCUUUUUUAACACUUCCAUUGGGUGCUGAUCUCAGGGCAGAGGGAUUUCUCUGGGACUGACUCAGGCCCUGGCAAACAAGAGUCAGGAAUUAGAUUGUGCCAAUAAACUCUGUGAGCAGGUGCUGGCCUGGGCUGGGAUUGCUUAAGAAGAAUAUUCAGGAUUUUUGUGGGAGAGGGAGGGUAGUGAAGAGCCCCCCUGGAUGCUCUUUCUGUUCUUGGGUUGGCUCAUUUGCAAACCCCUUAAGCUGAAUUCAUGGCUAAUGAGUCAAAAAUGUGACAAUUUCCAGGGGUGACAGGAAUGUUUAGGCAGAUCUGGGUGUGACAUCUGCUCCACACCAGCAGGUCUCGGAGCAUGGAACAGUUCUCUCGUUUUCUUUACCUCUCAGAAUCGUGUUCUGACCUUUUCCCUGGGGUUUUAAUGUGAAUUUCCCUCUGUUCAAGGCCACAGUUCAGAUUUAGCCUCCUCCAAAAGCCUCACUGAGAGCUGAGAAGCAAAUGCAGAGGUGAGGGAGGGGAGCAGUGGGGAUGCAGCUCCUCCACUGCCUUUAUCUCACUGAAUUUGGCUCUGUUCAGGGCAGAUACCAGCCUGUGGCUGGGGCUCCUCGAGGUGUCUGGAGAGAUUAAAAAAUAACCUGAAAUAACCUCAUUUUGGGCACAUCAACUGAAGGCAUUGCAGCUGUGAACCCGGGCAAGUUCCUGGGAAUGUUUUUGGGAAAGCAGGAGCCAGAGUGGCCUCCUGAGGUGUGGGCACCUGCCAGGCUCUGUGUUCUUCCAAAAACUCCUCUGAGUCACAGAACUUCUAAUAAAAACAUGUUCUCUUUUGACAAAGAA
This is a messenger RNA of Haemorhous mexicanus (house finch), 2164 nucleotides long. Its product is annotated as TLC domain-containing protein 5-like. The coding region runs from base 78 to 776 and encodes 232 amino acids. The record is from RefSeq and is a predicted model, not a curated record. NCBI's taxonomy places the organism in Eukaryota, Metazoa, Chordata, Aves, Passeriformes, Fringillidae. The transcript has 3 exons. Gene Ontology annotation, cellular component: membrane.